This is a messenger RNA of Nannospalax galili (Upper Galilee mountains blind mole rat), 942 nucleotides long. RefSeq names its product olfactory receptor 8K3-like. The transcript has a single exon. NCBI's taxonomy places the organism in Eukaryota, Metazoa, Chordata, Mammalia, Rodentia, Spalacidae. Gene Ontology annotation, biological process: G protein-coupled receptor signaling pathway; sensory perception of smell. Gene Ontology annotation, cellular component: membrane. The record is from RefSeq and is a predicted model, not a curated record. Bases 1 to 942 code for a protein of 313 amino acids. Gene Ontology annotation, molecular function: olfactory receptor activity; odorant binding; G protein-coupled receptor activity.
AUGAAGAAAUACAAUCUCACAGUGAUGAACGAAUUCAUUUUGAUGGGCAUCACUGACCGUCCUGAGCUGCAGGCCCCAUUAUUUGGGCUGUUCCUUGUCAUAUACAUGACCUCAAUGGUGGGCAACUUAGGAAUCAUCAUCCUCACCACUGUGGACCCCAGGCUGCAAACCCCCAUGUACUUCUUUCUCAGACAUCUUGCUAUUACAGAUCUUGGUUAUGCCACAGCUGUUGGACCAAAAAUGCUGGUAAAUUUUGUUGUGGAUAAAAAUACAAUCUCUUAUACCUCUUGUGCUACACAGCUAGCUUUUUUUCUUGUAUUCAUUGGGAGUGAACUUUUUAUCCUGUCUGCGAUGUCCUAUGACCGCUAUGUGGCCAUCUGUAACCCUUUGCUUUACACAGUCAUCAUGUCACCAGGGUUAUGUCGGGCACUAGUGGCAAUGCCCUAUCUCUACUGCACAUUCGUGUCCCUCCUGGUCACAGUCAGCAUUUUCACUUCAUCCUUCUGUGGCCACAACGUGAUCAAUCAUUUCUACUGUGACUGCAUCCCGUUGAUAUCACUACUCUGCUCAAAUACGCAGAAAAUCUCAUUUAUUGUUAUGAUCUUUGCAGCUUUUGAUUUGAUUGUGUCUUUUCUGGUUGUUUUGGUUUCCUAUCUCCUCAUCCUCAUAGCCAUUCUCAGGAUGAACUCUGCUGAGGGCAGACGCAAGGCUAUCUCCACCUGUGGGUCCCACCUCACAGUGGUCACAGUCUUCCACAGGACUUUGAUAUUUAUGGACCUGCAGCCCAAGUCGAGCCAUUCCACCAACACUGAUAAGGUGUCUUCUAUCUUUUACACCCUGAUUAUCCCCAUGUUGAAUCCCUUGAUCUAUAGCUUGAGAAACAAAGAUGUAAAAUUUGCCCUACAAAGAUCAUGGGUAAAUAUUUGUAAUGUACUUUCUUAA